This is a messenger RNA of Capronia epimyces CBS 606.96, 1779 nucleotides long. RefSeq lists its product as uncharacterized. Lineage: Eukaryota; Fungi; Ascomycota; Eurotiomycetes; Chaetothyriales; Herpotrichiellaceae. The transcript has a single exon. The record is from RefSeq and is a predicted model, not a curated record. The coding region runs from base 1 to 1779 and encodes 592 amino acids. Gene Ontology annotation, biological process: mRNA splicing, via spliceosome. Gene Ontology annotation, cellular component: catalytic step 2 spliceosome; U2 snRNP; U2-type spliceosomal complex.
AUGGCAGCUGCUGCGAAGCCAACCAAAAAUCAACUUAGGCGGGCAAAGAAAAAGGCUCAAAAGCACCAAGUACGUUUCUUCCCUUCUUCACCUCUGCCAGAAACUCAUAUCGCGCAGCCACCGCCUGAUCAACCCUCCGACCUCACAAUCAAGGCCGAAUCAGUAGAGCCCACAUCGACUCCGACGCCGUUGCCGACAGUCCGGGAUGAAAAGGUCAAAUCAGAAGAAGACGGUCGCGAUGGAGACCCUCUCACAGAUCCUCUUAUCGUGGACGAAGGAAAUCCACUUUAUGACCUCUACAGGGAUAUGUUGGAAAGAUUCGGGGAUAAAGAGGAUUCCGCCCUAAAAGAACCCGAUAAGCCUGAAGUGUACUUUGACGAUGACGAUGAUAUUCCCGACGAAGAAGAGGAGGAGGAGGGUGCGGCGCCCAAGAUGUCCAAGAAGAAGCGAAAGGAGAUGUCCAAGCUUUCGGUAGCAGAACUAAAAGCUCUCGUCAAGAGACCUGAGAUGGUGGAAUGGACCGACACCUCAGCACCUGACCCUAAGUUGGUGGUCCAUUUAAAAUCAUACCACAACGCCGUUCCCGUACCUACCCACUGGUCACUGAAGAGAGAGUAUCUAUCCUCCAAGCGGGGGAUCGAGAAGUCUCCCUUUGCGCUUCCCAAAUUCAUCCAAGAGACUGGUAUUGCGGAGAUGCGGGAUGCGGCUUUGGAAAAACAGGACCAAGCUACCCUCAAGCAGAAACAGCGCGAACGUGUGCAGGGAAAGCUGGGCAAGCUCGACAUCGACUAUCAGAAACUUUACGAGGCCUUCUUUCGCUUCCAGACGAAACCGCAGUUGACCAGAUACGGCGAGGUGUAUUAUGAGGGCAAGGAGUUCGAAACCAACUUGCGACAUUUACGACCGGGCGAAUUGUCGGACGAGCUAAAGGAAGCGCUCAACAUGCCGCCUGGGGCUCCUCCGCCAUGGCUCAUUAACAUGCAGAGAUACGGCCCUCCACCGUCCUAUCCGGCAUUAAAAGUCCCUGGCGUCAACGCGCCUCCGCCACCCGGUGCCAGCUGGGGUUUCGCUCCUGGGCAAUGGGGUAAGCCGCCUGUCGAUGAGGCAACAAACAGACCUUUAUAUGGUGGCGACAUCUUCGGUGUGCUUCAACCCCAACAAAACACGCAACAGGGCGAGCCUGUGGAGAAAGAUCUAUGGGGCGAACUACAACAACAAGACGAGUCGGAAGAAGAAGAAGAGGAAGAUGAAGAAGAGGAUGAAGAAGAGGAUGACGAGGAAGGUGGCACUGGUAUUGAGACGUCAGCUGGUUUGGAGACUCCCAGCGGCAUGAGCUCUGCUGUACCGACCGAGAUCGGAGGCACCGAAACAGUCUCAGAGUUUGAUCUUCGGAAACGCCGCGGCACUGAGACAGAAGAUUCGUCUCAUCCGCGGUCCGCGUACCACGUCAUCCCUGAACGGCAGACACGUGUGGAAGGAUUCUUUGGCGGAGAUCGCGUCUACGACCUGAAAGCCGGUCAACAAAACAAUCUUCCUGUCCUGGGCCAGGACGACACCCGGAAACGGAAGAAGCCAGGUGAUGUGGAGGUCUCGAUUGAUCCAGAUGCCUUGGCCGCUCGGGACGGAAUGGACAAGGAAGAUGUGCGCCGUGCGUAUGACCAGCAACGUAAGGCCGAGCAAAAUCCCCAGUGGGACUUCCAGGAAGACCUGUCGGAAAUGAUUGCCUCGGAAUCGAGGAAGAGGCAGAAACGCGACGAAGAGAGGAGGAGUAAGCGGUAA